This is a messenger RNA of Glossina fuscipes, 1011 nucleotides long. RefSeq names its product lysozyme 1-like. Gene Ontology annotation, molecular function: lysozyme activity. Lineage: Eukaryota; Metazoa; Arthropoda; Insecta; Diptera; Glossinidae. Bases 37 to 672 code for a protein of 211 amino acids. The transcript is spliced from 3 exons. The record is from RefSeq and is a predicted model, not a curated record.
AAAUAACAACAAAAAAAAAUAAAAAACAAAAAAAAAAUGCCUUUAACAAAACAACAAAAACAUCGUUUGAUAAUAAUAUCGGCUGUGAUAAUAUCAUUAUUUCUAAUCACUGCAUCCAUAUACAUGCAUAUACGACAAAAGCCUCACUUAGGACGAAUGCGGCACGAUAAUGGCCGCUCCAUGACAAAUCAAAAUACUGACAAACUGUACAAAUCCGUGAAAUCAACAGCAAAUACCGAUCGGCAACACUUCCAAAUGCUUACACGACAAUGUUUACACUGCUUGUGUGCAAUGAUAACCGGUUGUCAAGCAGAUGGUUGUGAUACCAACUUACCAUGUAAUUUAUAUCAAAUAUCGAAAUCAUAUUGGAUCGAGGCUGGGCGACCGCAAGUUAAUGAUCAAAACCACAAAACAUAUUAUAAUGAUUACGAUGAAACUGACAAAGACAUAAAUGAAUUUGUGACUUGUGCUCGGAAUCGCAUCUGUUCAGAGCAGACUAUAAACAGUUAUAUGCAGAGAUAUUCCAGGGACUGCAAUCAAGAUGGUAUCAUUGAUUGUCAAGACUAUAUUGCACUGCAAAUGCUAGGCCAAAAUGAUUGUAUGCGACAGCAAAUGUCAGCCACACACAUUAGCCUUAUGAAUGAGUGCUUAAAACAACAUUUGCAGAAAUAAAACAAUAGAAAAAGACUAAAAUGUUGUACAUUUUAGAAACUUUAGAAAAUGUCUUCUUUUUUUUAUUAUUAUUAUUAUAAAUAAUUUUACUAAGAAGAUAAAACAAUAUUCACAUAAAGCCAUCCAUUAGUUCGUAUUUGUAAAGCAAAAAGAGAAAAGAAACAUUUGUUGUCUUUGUUUAUCAUCAUUUUGCUUUUUUAACUUAAAAAAUUACAUUUCAUUAAAACGAUCUACGCAAACAAUUGCAAACUGUCAAAGUCGCUUUGGAUAACACAUUUUACUUCAAAAAAAGCCAAUAAACUUUUUAUGCGUAAAAUAAUUAUUUGCAAAAUUUAUUUC